Messenger RNA from Salvia hispanica, 1692 nucleotides. RefSeq names its product protein neprosin-like. NCBI's taxonomy places the organism in Eukaryota, Viridiplantae, Streptophyta, Magnoliopsida, Lamiales, Lamiaceae. The record is from RefSeq and is a predicted model, not a curated record.
AAGAGGAGAGAGAGAAAGGGAGAAAACAUAAAGUGAGAGAGACUUGGGGGGAGAGGGGGAGAAGAGGAAGGGUUGCUCUCAGCAGAGAAAGUUGAGGGCGAAAGGGGGGGUGCGUAGGAUAAGCAGAAGCUACAUUUCUCCACUUUCUUUCCUUUUUUUUCUGUUUGUAACAGUGAUGGAGGGCCGGUGACAUCGAAUCUUUGGCUGACCCUUGCGAAAAGAUUGAGUCUUUUUGAGCUUUUCCAUCUGGGUUUUGGUGGGUUGGUCGAUAGCUGAGAUGGAGGGUGCGCAUUAUAGGAAUGGGCAUCGGAGAAUGGCGUUGUUCUUGGUGUGCUUAGCUGUCCUGAUCUCGCUAUCUUGCGCCGCGAGGCCUUCUGUCUCGAGGCAGAAGCUUCAGGUUGAGAAGCAUUUGAAAAGGCUGAAUAAAUCUCCCAUUAAGACCAUUAAGAGCCCAGAUGGUGAUAUCAUUGACUGUGUCCCCAUCUCUCAACAGCCAGCAUUUGAUCAUCCCUUUCUCAAAGACCACAAAAUUCAGACAAGGCCUAGUUACCAUCCAGAAGGGCUCUUUGAUGACAACAAGGUGUCCAAAGGUCCUAAAGAGAAGAGCAAUCGUAUGACUCAGCUGUUUCAUAUGAAUGGAAAAUGCUCCGAGGGCUCGAUCCCGAUUAGAAGAACAAAGGAAGAGGAUGUGUUGAGGGCAAGCUCUGUUAAGAGAUAUGGAAAGAAAAAGCACAGAAGCAUUCCCAAGCCGAGGUCUGCUGAUCCUGACCUCAUCAACCAAAGCGGUCAUCAGCACGCGAUAGCGUAUGUUGAAGGAGACAAGUAUUACGGUGCAAAGGCAACGAUCAAUGUGUGGGAGCCUAAGAUUCAGCAGCCUAAUGAGUUCAGCUUGUCUCAGAUUUGGGUGUUGGGAGGUUCUUUUGGUGAAGAUCUCAACAGCAUUGAAGCUGGUUGGCAGGUCAGCCCUGAUCUCUACGGUGACAACAACACGAGGCUUUUCACUUACUGGACAAGCGAUGCAUAUCAAGCAACGGGCUGCUACAACCUUCUAUGCUCAGGCUUCAUUCAAGUCAACAGCGAGAUAGCAAUGGGGGCCAGCAUCUCUCCAGUUUCAGCAUUCAGGAAUUCACAGUAUGAUAUUAGCAUUCUUGUUUGGAAGGAUCCGAAAGAGGGACACUGGUGGAUGCAGUUUGGGAAUGACUACGUGCUAGGAUACUGGCCGUCCUUCUUGUUCUCCUACCUAGCAGACAGUGCUUCCAUGAUCGAGUGGGGCGGGGAGGUGGUGAACUCUGAGCCAGACGGGCAGCACACCGCGACCCAAAUGGGCAGCGGGCGCUUCCCAGAAGAAGGGUUUGGCAAAGCAAGCUACUUCAGGAACAUACAUGUUGUGGACAGCACCAACAACCUUAAAUCCCCCAAAGAACUAGGCACCUUCACUGAGCAAUCCAACUGCUAUGAUGUUCAGACAGGCAACAAUGAGGAUUGGGGCCAUUACUUCUACUAUGGAGGCCCAGGCAGGAACCCCAACUGCCCUUGAACAAAUUUGACUGAGAAUCAGUCACAAUCUGUAUAAUCAAAAUCUAUGUAACAACUUAUUUUUCUAGUUUUGUUAGGUUUGCUCAGUAAAUGUAACCUAUGUAGCAGGGAAUUUUUGACCCUUUUUCUUUUCAUGAAAAUGUUGUCCAUUAAUCA